This is a messenger RNA of Charadrius vociferus (killdeer), 2222 nucleotides long. It is a transcript of the gene KLHL22, whose product is annotated as kelch-like family member 22. NCBI's taxonomy places the organism in Eukaryota, Metazoa, Chordata, Aves, Charadriiformes, Charadriidae. The record is from RefSeq and is a predicted model, not a curated record. Gene Ontology annotation, cellular component: nucleus; Cul3-RING ubiquitin ligase complex; polar microtubule. Bases 44 to 1960 code for a protein of 638 amino acids. The transcript is spliced from 6 exons. Gene Ontology annotation, biological process: cell division; protein monoubiquitination; positive regulation of TORC1 signaling. Gene Ontology annotation, molecular function: protein binding.
AUUUCAUUCUGCUACAGCUGGUGGUUGAGCAUUUCUGCCUGGGAUGGCGGAGGAUCAGGAGCUGACUCAGCCACACAAAGCUCAACUCGAGCCCUCCCUUCAGCAGCGCACCAGCAACACAUACCGCAGUGCAGAGCACUCUCAGGCCUUGCUCAGUGGCUUGGUAUCUCUCCGAGACAGCAGCAUCCUCUUCGAUGUAGUUCUGGUAGUGGAAGAGAAACCUAUUGAGGCUCAUCGCAUACUUCUAGCUGCAUCCUGUGACUAUUUCAGAGGAAUGUUUGCAGGAGGACUGAGAGAGAUGGAACAAGAAGAAGUUCAUAUUCAUGGCAUCUCCUACAAUGCAAUGUGUAAAAUCUUGAACUUCAUUUACACUUCUGAGCUGGAACUCAGUGUGAACAGUGUACAGGAAACCUUAGCUGCAGCCUGUCAGCUUCAGAUUCCAGAAGUCAUUAAGUUCUGUUGUGAUUUUCUCAUGUCCUGGGUAGACGAAGAGAACAUCCUCGACGUAUACAGACUAGCUGACCAUUAUGACUUGAGACAUUUGAGUGAUCAGCUGGACUCCUACAUUUUGAAGAACUUUGCAGCUUUCUCAAGGACACAAGUGUACCGACAGCUACCCUUGCAGAAAGUCUACUCCCUUCUUAGCAGCAACCGUUUGGAGGUUAACUAUGAGUUUGAAGUUUAUGAAGGGGCACUUUUUUAUCAUUAUUCUCCAGAGCAACUGGAGACAGAUCAGGUCUCCCUGAUGGAGCCCCUUAAGCUACUUGAGACAGUUCGUUUUCCUCUGAUGGAACCUCAGAUCCUGCAAAGGCUUCAUGACAAAUUAAGUCCCUGUCCUUUAAAAGAUACAGUGGCAGAUGCAUUAAUGUACCACAAGAAUGAAUGUCUUCAGCCAAUGCUUCAGAGCUCCCAGACACAGCUGAGAUCAGAAUUCCAGUGCGUAGUAGGAUUUGGAGGGAUGCAUUCGACUCCAUCCAUUGUCCUCAGUGAUCAAGCCAAGUAUCUGAACCCCUUGUUGGGAGAGUGGAGGCAUUUUACAGCUGCACUAGCCCCCAGAAUGUCCAACCAAGGGAUUGCUGUUCUCAAUAAUUUUGUAUAUUUAAUUGGCGGAGACAACAAUGUAAGUGGUUUUCGAGCAGAGUCAAGGUGUUGGAGGUAUGACCCGCGACACAACAAAUGGUUCCAGAUCCAGUCCCUACAGCAAGAGCACGCUGACCUCAGUGUUUGUGUUGUGGACAACUAUAUAUAUGCCGUCGCAGGCCGAGAUUACCAUGAAGACCUGAGGGAAGUGGAGAGGUAUGACCCUAAAAGCAACACUUGGGAAUAUGUGACACCUCUGAAGAAGGAGGUAUAUGCACAUGCUGGAGCGGCACUGGAUGGGAAGAUGUAUAUUACUUGUGGGAGGAGAGGUGAAGACUAUUUGAAGGAGCUACAAUGUUAUGACCCAAAGACUGACCGCUGGGACGUUUUAGCAGAUGGUCCAGUGAGACGUGCUUGGCAUGGGAUGGCUGCACUGCUAGGAAAGCUCUAUGUAAUUGGAGGAAGCAACAAUGAUUCUGGCUACAGAAGGGAUGUUCACCAGGUUGCCUGCUAUAGUCCAAGCACUGAUCAGUGGACAAACGUAUGUCCACUUCCUGCAGGACAUGGAGAACCUGGUAUUGCAGUCUUAGACAACAGGAUCUAUGUCUUGGGAGGCAGAUCCCACAACAGAGGAAUCCGCAUGGACUACGUCCACAUUUAUGAUGCAGAAAGAGACUGUUGGGAGGAAGGACCCCAGCUGGAGGAUGAUAUUUCUGGGAUGGCUGCCUGCGUCCUCACUUUGCCCAGGGCUAUUUUAAUGGAAACAGAGAAAUGGUUCUCAGAAUGGCAUGCAGACCGCGUGAAGUAUCACCUUGACUUUCCAUCCGAAGUUAUGAGCGUAUCAGACUGGGAGGAAUUUGACAAUUCAAGUGAAGAUUAGAAAACUGUAAUAUUUAUUUUUUGCCAGUGGAUGAGGAAAUUAAGGAUCAGAGAAAUACUUAGAUAUUUUAUAUGUCUUUCUUAUAUACAUAAAUCAGUAUUUAAAGGUUUGAAAAAUAAAUGUUCUGCACAAAAUGCCAUUCACAGUCAAUAUCUGCCCAUCUGCAAGUGUUCUGCACAAAAUGCCACUUACAAUCGGUAUCUGCCCAACUGCCAGAAAGCAGCAUUUUUAAAGUAACCACAGAACUGCCAUUUCCCCCCAG